AGUCUGCUCCGGACGUCACGGCCCCGGGGCUGAAGAUGGCGGCGGCGGCGGUGGCGGGGCCGGCGAUCCCGGGGCGGCUGCAGCCCCAGCCCGAGCCCCAGCCCCCAGCCCCGGCGGGCGGAAGCCGCUGCUCGCUGCUGGUCAUCGUGGGUGGCGAGUGCGCCCGGCCGGGCCUGCUCCGCCCGGUACUGGCCCAGCUAGAGAGAGGGAUCCGGUCUUGGGACGUCGACCCGGGAAUUUGUAACCUGGAUGAGCAGCUGAAAAUAUUUGUGUCCCGUCACUCAGCCACGUUCUCCAGCAUUGUGAAAGGUCAAAGGAGCCUCCACCACCGGGGAGAAGAACUAGAAACCUUGGUGCUGCUGAACCCUUCAGACAAGUCCCUAGUCGAUGAGCUGCGUAACCUGCUCCUGGAGCCUUCCUAUCAUAAGCUGCUGGUGCUGGCUGGUCCCUACGUGGAAGAGACGGGGGAGCUCCUGCUGCAAACGGGCGGCUUCUCCCCCCGGCACUUCUUCCAGAUCCUGUCGGAUAAAGAGAUUGAGGACCUCCGGAGCUCUGCACCUUCCUCGGCCCUUCCAACACUCACCAUCACCUGCCCUGACUUUGGGGAGUGGGCAUACCCUGGAUUGGAUGGGUCUGGCCUCCAAGACUUUGUACAGCUCCAACUGAAUCCCCCCGGGCGCCGGCCGGAGUCGGAAGGGCUUCGAGAGUUCCUGGAGUAUGUGGCCGAGUCCCUGGAGCCUCCCUCGCCCUUUGACCUGCUGGAGCCCCCCUCCACGGCAGGAUUCCUAAAGAUCUCUCGGCCUUGCUGCUACGUCUUCCCCGGUGGACUGGGCGACGCUGCCUUUUUUGCCGUCAAUGGGUUCACCGUGCUGGUGAAUGGCGGCUCUAGUGCCCGAUCCAGCUUUUGGAAGCUGGUGAGGCACCUGGACCGUGUGGACGCGGUGCUGGCGACCCGGGCCGACAGCCUGCCAGGCAUCAACAGCCUUCUCCGGAGGAAGCUGGCAGAGCGGGAUGAGGAGGCUGCGGGAGUGGUCUCUGGAGGCGGGCGAGGGAGUGAAGACUGGCUCCGGCACCUCAUUUCCCCUGACCUGGGCGUGGUCUUCCUCAACACUGGGGAGCGGCGACCCGUGUGGGGGGAUGACGAGGCCGGCUUGGCCCUGGGCUACCUGGAGCGGCUGGGCAUCAUGCCCACGCCCCUGUGCCGAGGCCCGGUGCCCUCUGAGCCCAUGGUGUUGUUCCUGAAGAUGGGCGUGGGCCGGCUGGACAUGUAUGUGCUUCACCCACCACGGGCUGGUACUGGCCGGGAGUCUGCCCUGCCAAGCCUGGCGGCCUCAGCCUGUGCCCUGCUGGUAUGGCACCCUGCCAGCCCCACAGAGAAGAUCGUGCGUGUCCUUUUCCCCGGCUGCACCCCGCAGAGCCGGCUCCUCGAGGGGCUGGCCAAACUGCAGCACCUGACUUUUCUCCGACAGCCGGUGGUGACCCCCCAGGACCUGGAGGCCCCGGCGCCAGGCCCAGGCCGGGCAGAGAGCAAGGAAAGCCUGCGCUCUGUCUCCAGGAGCAGCCUGACUGAUGGCGCCCGACCAGCCAGGACUGAGAGGAAGGAGGCCAAACCAGCCACUGCCAGAGAAAGGCCCCGGGGCCCGGGGGAGGAAGUUCCCAAGCCUGGCAAGGAGCGGAGCCUCCCAACUAAGAAAGAUGGAGUUCGGGGGGAGGCCCCAGUGCGUAAAGAAGAGAAGAAGAUCAGCCGGAAAGAGGAGGGGGCCCCCAAGAAAGAACCCCGGGCAGAGGGGAAGCUCAAGGCCGACUCCCUCAAGAAGGACUCCAGAGCAGAAGAUAAGAAAGCGGGGGUCACCAGGACGGCCAGUCGCCGGACGACCUCGGCAGUGGCUGAGCAGCCCCUGCCCUCCCGCCCCGGGAGCAUCCGGAGGAGCAACAUCCACCCCACCCCCAAGGGUCCUGACAAGAGCCACACUCGGGCACCCCUGAAGGAUCCUGGAACCUCCAAGUCAGGCACUUCCAAAAGCAGGGAAGCAGCCCGGACCCCGGGCCCUGGGGGUGACUCUGCCCCAGAAGGCGAGAGCCCAUCCGUCUUCCGCUGUACCGACGGCUGUCCCUCUUCCACCCCAGGCUCCCCGUCCCCCCUGGCCAAGACACCCCCUGGCGAGCAAAGCCUGGAGCUGGGCCUGGGCUUGACUCCUCCUUUGGAGGGGCUGAUGAACCACGUUGGGGAAGCUGGUGAGGAUGGAGGAGGUGGCGGCAGCUCAGAGGAGAAGACCCUGGAGCUGAUGUCUCCAGCCAGCUCAGUGGCCCCCACACCCUCCCCUGCCGGCCCCCGGAGGCCCCCAGAGGGCGCGGAGCGGCUGGCCCUGAGCCCCUUCCGUGAGGCUGCCCCUGACGUCUCUCCCACGGUCACCACGCCCUCACUGCCAGCAGAGGUGGGCUCCCCACACUCCACAGAGGUGGAUGAGUCCUUGUCAGUCUCCUUUGAGCAGGUGCUGCCCCCCACAGUGGCAGCGGGUGAUGUGGAGCCCAGCAAGGUGGGGCUGAGCCUCCCACUAAGGGCGCCAGCCAUGCGGGCACCACGCUCGGCCUCGCCCCAUGAUGUGGACCUGUGCCUGGUGUCCCCCUGCGAGUUCGAGCACCCCAAGUCAGCCCUUUCUCCUGGAGGCCUACCCAGCCCCCGGGACAUCUCCAAUGACAGCAGUGCCCGCUCCCAGGAGCUGGCCCACGGGCACCGAGGGAGCUCAGGUCGCCCUGAGGAGACCCCACCCACUUCGGUGAGCGAGUCACUGCCCACCCUCUCGGACUCAGACCCCCCACCCACGGCAGAAGAUGGGCCCUCGCUGGCCCCGGACUCGGAGGAGGAGGACACGGAGAACUAUGGCCCUGCCAGGGAUCCCCUGCCUGCCCCCAUGAAAGACCCACCCCCCCUGCCCGCCCAGCCAGGCAUCUGCAUGGUGGAUCCUGAGACACUCCCCGCCGACCAUCUCAAACGCCGCGAAACUGCCAGCCGGGCCUCCUCCCGCAAGGCUCCCUCCCGGACAGGCCCUAGCCCGGGGCCUGCCAAGGCUGCCCCUGGGUCAGACCCCAAAGCCAAGGGGCCUCUUAGCCACACCCUUAGCAGUACCAGAAGUGGACCCACGGACAGAGGGCCCCGACUGAGCACUGAUGCCAAGGCAAGCUUGACCGGGCGUGGCGUGAGCAGUGCUGGGGCCAAGACGGGUCCCCGAGGUGUAUCAGGGUCAAUUCCAGGCCGAGCAGGCAGUUGUACCGUCCCCCCGGGACCCCCCAUCUACCUGGACCUGGCUUAUCUGCCAGGUGGGGCCAGUGCCCGCUCUGUGGAUGAGGAGUUUUUCCGGAGAGUUCGAGCCCUCUGCUAUGUGAUCAGUGGCCAUGACCAGGGCAAAGAGGAGGCCAUGAGGGGCAUCUUGGAUGCGCUGCUGUCCGGGAAGGAAUGCUGGGAAGCAGGUCUCCAGGUGACCCUCAUCCCUACGUUCGACUCCCUGGCCAUGCAUGAGUGGUACCAGGAGACGCAUGGGCGACAGCAGGACCUCGGCAUCACCGUGCUUGGCAGCAACAGUACCGUGGCCAUGCAGGACGAGACCUUCCCCGCCUGCAAGGUGGAGUUCUAGCCCUUCCCUGGCCACCUCUGACCCUCACCAGCACAUGUGUGUGUACAUACAUGGGCACACAUAGAGUCACACACCUGGAUGCUCAUGUGUGCACAGAUACAUCCUGGCACACGUGUGCGCACACACACAUCCAGGCACCACUGAGCCUUGGGCCAGAGACAUAGCCCAACUACCCUCUCCCUGGGGGUGGGCAAAGGGAAUUGGAGGUCAGGUCCCAGACUUUAGGAGGGGCCUCAGGACCUCCUACCCCACCCACCCCCCCAGCCCCCCACCAAUUCCCUCACAUAUCCAGGUUGUCUGUCUGCCCAACUUCACUGACACAGCAUUAAAAGGAGCUUCACUUCCUGCUCCACC
Dromiciops gliroides (monito del monte) is the source of this 3986-nucleotide messenger RNA. RefSeq names its product microtubule associated protein 1S (gene MAP1S). Gene Ontology annotation, molecular function: actin binding; microtubule binding. Gene Ontology annotation, biological process: microtubule cytoskeleton organization; dendrite development; regulation of microtubule depolymerization. The transcript has 7 exons. Gene Ontology annotation, cellular component: microtubule associated complex; dendrite; microtubule. NCBI's taxonomy places the organism in Eukaryota, Metazoa, Chordata, Mammalia, Microbiotheria, Microbiotheriidae. The record is from RefSeq and is a predicted model, not a curated record. Bases 36 to 3632 code for a protein of 1198 amino acids.